AUGGAUGUAGUAAAAAGUUUGCUUCUGUUGAUUUUAUUUGUUGGACAGUCAACUUUUUCAGAAAGUAACUUCCAAAUCUCCAUAAAAUUAUCUACUAUUUUAUUGACAAAUCAAUGCAUGAAGCAUAUGAGCUUUUUGGGCCUUGGUCAAAAUGCUGACAUUAAAGUGAACUUACAAGAUGGGGAACAUAGAAAAAAGGAAGAACUUAGGAGUGAAGAUGGGCAAGUCCACUCACUCCCAGUUUACUAUGAUGGGGAAAACGUUUGUGGAUCUGUAACUGUUACUUUGAAAAGAGGUGGAAAACUUGAGCAUCAAGGAAUAAAAAUUGAAUUUAUUGGCCAAAUCGAAUUAUAUACAGACCGUGGGAAUCGCGAAGAGUUUAUUUCUCUCUGUCAAGAUUUAGCCCGUCCCGGAAUACUUUCUCAUUCAAAAAGUUAUCCAUUCGAGUUCUUACGUGUUGAAAAACCCUACGAAUCAUACUGUGGUACAAAUGUCCGUUUGAGGUAUUUUUUACGAGUUACUAUUCAUAAAAGAAUCGCUGAUGUCACAAAGGAAUUUGAACUCAUAGUACAUUCUACAAUGAGAUGUUCAGAAUCGAGUGAUAAUAUACAAAUGGAAGUUGGGAUAGAAGAUAGUUUACACAUUGAAUUCGAGUACAAUAAGUCAGAAUAUCAUUUACAAGAUGUUAUUAUUGGGAAAAUAUACUUCCUACUGGUUAGAGUCAAAAUAAAAAAUAUGGAGAUACAGAUAUUAAAGCGUGAGACAAUUGGUGCAGGACCUACUCCUUUUACGACAACUGAGACUGUUGGGAAAUAUGAGAUAAUGGAUGGUGCGCCAGUACGUGGCGAGUCAAUCCCUAUCAGAUUGUUUUUGCAUGUUUAUGGCUUGAGUCCAACUAUGCGUGAUGUUUAUCGCAAAUUUUCCGUGCGCUAUUUCCUAAACUUAGUGCUGUUAGACGAAGAGGAUAGACGAUAUUACAAGCAACAAGAAAUUAUACUGUACAGAAAAUCUGAUCGUCGACUUAAGGCUUAUGUGCAACAGAUUUCCGACAAAGGACUUGAAACUAACGAAAAUGGGACCAGUGAGAAAAAUGAGGCCUAUACUGAUAAACUGGAUGAACAAGCAAACCUCCAAACCCCCGCAAAGGAUCCAGAAUCAGACAGUGCAGGUUCCGACGUGGCGAUUAAUGAACAUGAAGAUACUAACGCAGAUAGUUCAAAGUUAUUCACUAAUUCCAGUUCUACUGGCAACGAAUGUGCGAUAAAUAAACUUACUGAUGGUGAAGAGGAUAGUGAUAGUUGCGAUUCUUUUUCACCUCAUACACGUGCAGCCAGGAGUAUGCACCGUUAUGAACCCAAACAGGUUCACAAGCAUACAGAGUCAUCAACCGUUUGUGUCCUUCCAAAUGAAUCACCUGUGUUUGUUUCCAGUGUAUCAAGUACGCCGAGUUCAAAAUAA
Schistosoma turkestanicum is the source of this 1458-nucleotide messenger RNA. Lineage: Eukaryota; Metazoa; Platyhelminthes; Trematoda; Strigeidida; Schistosomatidae. The record is from the annotation of a GenBank genome assembly.